Dermatophagoides pteronyssinus (European house dust mite) is the source of this 1286-nucleotide messenger RNA. Its product is annotated as UDP-glucose 4-epimerase-like. Gene Ontology annotation, molecular function: UDP-glucose 4-epimerase activity. Gene Ontology annotation, cellular component: cytosol. The record is from RefSeq and is a predicted model, not a curated record. Lineage: Eukaryota; Metazoa; Arthropoda; Arachnida; Sarcoptiformes; Pyroglyphidae. Gene Ontology annotation, biological process: galactose metabolic process.
UAUAUUUAUUUAUUUAUUCAACAAUUUGAUGGUUCUAUAUAAUAAUUUAAUAGUUGAAGCCUACUCUGUUUGUAAGCUCCAUCAAUUCGAUCGAGUCGAACCAUUUUUGUUUUGGUUUUUAUUUUGUUCGGUUUGUUUUUCAUUUUAAUUUCAUUAACUUUGUUAUUUUGGUGUUUCAUUGUAAGUUUGUAUAAUGGUUGCUAAAGUUUUAAUUACCGGUGGUUCAGGAUAUAUUGGAUCACAUUGUGUUGUUGAAUUAUUGGAAAAUAAUUUUACUGUAAUUGUAAUCGAUAAUCUUGUCAAUUCUGUCUGUUUGAAUGGUCAAUCAUUACCAGAAAGUUUACGACGAGUUCAACAGAUAACCGGUAAACAGAUUAGUAAAUUUUAUUGUGGUUCAACCGAAAAUGCCGAAUUAUUGGAUAAAAUAUUUACCGAAAAUAGUCCGAUCGAUGUUGUUUUACAUUUUGCUGCAUUAAAAUCUGUAGCCGAAUCAGUUCAACAACCAUUACGAUAUUAUCGUAGUAAUGUUGGCGGAUCGAUUACACUGUUAACAGCUAUGGAAAAAUAUGGUGUUAAAAAAUUUAUAUUUUCAUCUUCAGCAACUGUAUAUGGUGAACCACAAUAUCUACCAUUGGAUGAAUCACAUCCAAUCGGUAUUAAAUGUACAAAUCCAUAUGGCCGUAGUAAAUGUAUGGUUGAACAAAUUCUUAAAGAUAUUUGUCAUAUCAAUCCAGAAUGGUCAGUGAUAUCAUUACGUUAUUUUAAUCCGGUUGGUGCUCAUAAAUCUGGAUUGAUUGGUGAAGAUCCAAACGAUAUACCAAAUAAUCUAAUGCCUUAUAUUAGUCAGGUGGCUGUCAAAGUUCGAACACAUUUAAAUGUAUUCGGUAAUGAUUAUCCUACCGUUGAUGGUACAGGUGUACGUGAUUAUAUCCAUAUUGAUGAUCUAUCUAAUGGACAUAUUGUUGCUUUGAAACAUAUGUUAUCAUCGCCCAAAAAUUGGUCCGGUUAUAAUCCAAUUAAUUUGGGCACCGGUUCUGGAACUUCUGUUUUACAGAUGAUUGAAUCAUUUGAAAAAUCUACUGGCAUUAAAAUUCCAUAUAAAAUUGUCGAAAGACGAUCAGGAGAUUUAGCCACAUUAUAUGCCAAUGUUAAUCUUGCCAAAAAACGUCUUGGUUGGGUAGCGAAAAAAAAUAUCAAUGAUAUGUGUUCAUCCACUUGGAAUUGGCAGUCAAAAAAUCCAAAUGGUUUUCGAUGUUAACACAUCAAAUACAUGUUGCUCAAUAUUU